CAGAGAGAGAGAGAGAGAGAGUUGAAUGUGUCUCUCUUCCGCAGAAGGAAAAUGAGAUAAAAUAUUUUUUUGACGUGGUGCUUAAUGAGAGUCAUCUGCAGCUUUACUGUUUUUUGAGAAAGUUGUGGAUUUUACGAAAUGAAGCAAUCUGGAUUCUAACAGCGCGGGAGAAGAACAGACCAUCAGAGAAGUCAUGAGAAACAACACAACGAUCGAGAACUGACCUCUGAAUCAAACUACAACAUGACCAAACUACUCGCCUGUAUCGCUUUCAUAUUCAGCAGAGCAAUGCUGUGUGUAGAUGGUGAGUUUAUCGAGCCGUCUCCAUCUAUAUCCCUGCGCUCAUACAUCAACACACAGACUCGACUGCCAUGUCGCUUCAUCGUACAGCAGGGCGAGCGGGUGGUGCAGGUCACCUGGUCCAGACAAAAACCUGGAGGAGAGAGAGAACAAAUCAUCAUUGGACACUUCACCGAGGGACCCAAAGCGUCGCCUGAUUUUGUGAACAGUGUUCAGUUUGAGAGUCCUGAACCGACGGUGGACUCGACGCUGUUGAUUCUGAACACAAAGAAAGUGGACCAGGCCGUUUACACCUGCCACAUCACCACAUUCCCCUCCGGAAACUUUGAAAGACAAAUCAGUCUAACCGUCUGGAUUCUGCCCAUCUCCUCUUUGGAUCCGGUCAUCCUGCAGGAAGGUCAGCGGUUCGGCUCGGCCGCCUCCUGUCGUUCCGUCGGCCAUCCUCCUCCUCGUCUCUCCUGGGACACGGACAUUCCAGGGCAGUCUCAGAACCGAACCGGAGAGGACGGCGUUGUGACAGCGCAGUUCUCUCUUCACCCGUUACGCAGCAUGAAUGGCCGUCGUCUGGACUGUCUGGUGUGGCAUCCGGCUCUAGACGGACCCCGAAGACUCCAGAACAACGUCAUCGUGCACUAUCCACCGGAUGCAGUGAUCGAAGCUUCUGGUUCCUGGAGAUCCGGACAAACAGGAGCAGAACUCAGAUGUGCUGUUAAAGGAAACCCCCAACCUCACAACAUCACCUGGAGCAGGACGGGUGGACAUUUCCCGGCGGGUGUGUUAGUUCAGGGUGAUAAACUGGUGUUCAGUCGUCCUCUGAACGUGACAGAUGGAGGCGUGUACGUGUGUCAGACGGCAAACAUCAUGGGCAGCGUUAAAUCUGAGUUUCAACUGAACAUUGAAGAACACACAGAUGAAGCGGUCAGUUCUCUCACGGCUCAUCCUGAGACACUGCUGAUCAUUGUUGGAGCUUCUGUGGCUGGAUGUUUGGUGAUCAUCAUCGGCGUCUUUUUCAUGUACAAGAACUGUGACCUCAGACAGGAGAACAGAACUCUGAAGAGAGCUCUCAGUGUGCGCACAGAGGAGAUGAUCAGCCUCUCACGACAGGUGUCUAUGAGGAGACUCAACUCCAUCAACACAGAUCCCAGAGGACAGGCUGAAGAUCGUUCAUUGAUCCACAUGGAUGGAGUGAUGAGACACAGUGUGUUAUCAGUGGAGGAUAACUCCACACUGAAUGACCUGAGAAGUCGACAGGGUGAGUACGACAGUCUCGGACGUCCUGCCAUCUACACACCAUACCGGCCCGACAGAACCAGUCAGAAACUUAGAGAGUCUGAAGAAGAGAAUAAUGAAAAAAUACGGAGAGUCGAGUCAUACGUGAAGAACAGCAACAUGUCUCUGGAUUCAGGGCUUCACAGGGACCAGAGUUCUCCUCCUCCGUCCAUGAGCUCGGGUCCGGCUGCAGACGUCUGGAAUCGUGGUUCUCGCAGACGGGAAGAUGAAGAGAGAGACAGAUAUCCUGAAGGAGAGGAGGGAAGUGCUGCUCUGAACUCUCAUCGCUUAUCCGCAGCUGUGAGCAACUACUUUCAGCGCAGUAACGGCGGACUCACGCCGAAAGUAAACCCAAACGCCAUCAUCAUACAGCCACGAGGAGAAGUCAUCUAGAACACAACACAAGUGAUUCGUUUCGACACCAAACAUGUGGAACGUUGAGUUUUCAUUUGGGAUGUGAUGGGACGGUGAAGUGGAUUAUUUAUCAGCUUCGUUCAGUACCGACAACAAUAAAGACUGAAGGAUCUCUGACGCUACUGCACAUCUACUGUUGAUGAGAAAUGUGUUUGGUUUGGACACAGUCUACCUCUCUACACAACACAACAACACAACACAGUGCCAAAACAAGUUAAAAGACACUUUAAGACUUUAGGUAAAAACCUUUCUAGCCCAGUUUUAUGUUAAGUGAGCUGUUGUUGAUUUGAUUUCCUGAAGAUUGUGAACACUGACAUCAGCCUGAUCUCACAGCAACUCACAACUGUUUUCUUUACCUCCGUAUAAUGUGAAUCAUACAGCGACAUAUGGUUAUAAAAACAACAACAGUGACGCUUACAAGACAAAAUCCUUAUCCAAACGUGCUCUUACGAAAACUUUUAUGUCGAAUGUCUAUUUUAAGGGUUUGGUUCCAAAAUGAGAUAACUGUCAAACGAUUAAUCGCGAUUUAUCAUAUGCUGAAUAUAAGUUUUUGUUUACAUAUUAUAUGUCCGUGUACUGUGCAUAAUAAUUUUGUAUUUAUAAACGCAUUUACAUGUAUAUAUUUAAGAAAAAUAUGAAGUAAAAAAGGAUAAACAUUAACAUAUAAUAUAAUUAUUGGUAAAUAAUAUAUGUUAAUAUUUCCUGCGUGUAUGUGUAUGCGUUUCUAAAUACAAAAUUAUUAUGCACAGCACACAGACAUACAGUAUAUUAUGUAAAGACAAGCUUUCAUUGUGGAGGCGAUUAAUCGCGAUUAAUUGUUUAAACCAUUUUAAAAAAUGAUGUUUUUUAUUAUGUUACCAUCUCUUUUUUUACAUAGGUUCAAGUUUUAAAAGAAAACAUACUUUUACGAUUAAACUUCCAAGAACAAACACACAAAUGAGGUCACAUGAAUCAGGUGCCUAUGAAGAUGUUUCUGAAUUGCUGUGAGACUGUGUUUUUGAGUCUGUGGCGCUUUCAUACCCUCUGAACCAAUGACGUGAGUUGAUGGGCGGGACUAAUGUUAUCUAUCAAAGACAGAAGAAUAGAAGGUUUGUAUAAAUUGAAUUAGUGACCGAUUAUAAAAGGUAUUUUCUAUUUUUUUAAUACAUUGUUUGCAGAGGCUGUGCCAUUUUAAAAGCACAAUGGCAUCAAAUACAAUUCAUUUGACGGUUUCUAAAAUGAUUGUUUCUACUGUUUAUCGUCAGAAAUGAAGCCCUUGAUGAAAGACGAUCGAUGUUUAUGAGGGUUAAGUGGAUUUUUAAAGCAAUUGUAUAAGUGUAUAAGCAUGUUAUAUCACAGAACACUUUUAACUGCUGAAAAUAAAACUCACUGUUUAUAGGAACAGGAUUUACUUUAGUGUUUAAUAGGGAUGUAAAGAUUGAUUCAAAUCGGUUGAGGUGUGAACUGAAUCGCAAUACAUGUUUUGAACAGCAGGGGCAGCCGUGUUCACUGCAAACAUAAACGUGGACAUGCUGAUAUUUCUUAAAUGCAAAAAAGAAAAGCACAGACAGUAUCAGUUUGUUUAUAUUAAAGAGACUUGUUUUAAAAUUGCAGUUUAGUUUUGUUAUUUGAAAUAAAACAAAAUUUUAUUAUACAAAGAGA
This is a messenger RNA of Triplophysa dalaica, 3624 nucleotides long. RefSeq names its product nectin cell adhesion molecule 4b (gene nectin4b). Gene Ontology annotation, cellular component: adherens junction. The transcript is spliced from 11 exons. The record is from RefSeq and is a predicted model, not a curated record. Gene Ontology annotation, biological process: homophilic cell-cell adhesion; heterophilic cell-cell adhesion. NCBI's taxonomy places the organism in Eukaryota, Metazoa, Chordata, Actinopteri, Cypriniformes, Nemacheilidae. The coding region runs from base 244 to 1962 and encodes 572 amino acids.